CACUCGCAUUCCAUCAUCCAUCAUCAUCCAUUAAAGGUUGGCCCUAUACGCUUGUGACUUUUCCCAACACAACCGUCUGUUCCCCGCGAAAUCACACAACCACUCGCUACACACUCUCGCUUUACCUACACCACACAGCCCGGCUUGUCUUUCGAUACAGGCCGUAAAACAUUCAACUCCAACACAGCGUGGGAUCCAAAGGAAAUCAGGAUGCCUUCGCGACUAUCAAGCCCGAUGCUGUCUUUGGACAUUAAUCACAUCGCUAAGGUUGACCCAAGAAAUGUGGAUAAUUUGUUCAGUAUGUGGACUAUCUUUUCAAAGUGUGCCGAGUCUUUGGAGAAUGGAAGGCGGUUAGAGAAUUUGAGCUGGAGGGUGUGGAACAGGGAGACAUUUUGUUGUGACGAUACAACGACACCCAAUACCCCGGUUCCAGUGAAGAAGCCAAAGCGACAGGAUUCUGAAAUCUCGGAUUUACCAGAACUUUCGACGAGCGUUGAGUCCGUUGCCUCGGAGUGUGAGUUCCCAAAGGAGCCACGGUCGGAUGCGGUUAACAUUCGAUCUUCACGGCCUUGUUUGACCCGGAGUGAUUCCAGUGAGCGCUACCGGGGUAAAGAGAAGCAUAUGACACCUGUGCACUUGGUCAAGUUGAUGGAGGAUUUGGAUAGGAGCAAGUCGAGUGCAGAGGAUUGGAUCUCCAGAAGGAGUUUCAUCAACACACAUAUUUCAACCGAUGCGGAGCCUUCCGUGCCAGCACAAGAAGCUACUUCAAUGGCUUCAGUAUCCCCCAUGUCUUCUACUGCCGAUCGUGCAUCUCCCGUAGGGUCGGAGUCGAGUAAGUCAUCGGAGCAAAGCAGCCACAGUGUCGUCCGUGGAUUUUCACCUGGGCAGGUAUCUUCAUCGUACCGAUCAAAAACAAGGAUGGCACCGGAGCCUAGUCCAGUGAAGGCAUCGGUGGUGCCCAAGAAGUCAAAGAAAAUGUGGAUCAUUGGUUCAUCACCUUCAUCAGUAUCUGACGAUGAGACGGAUAUGGAUCAUAGCUUCAGCAUCAACAGCUGUCGGGACCCUCAGGUUAGCGGACUGGCGGAGGGACUGAAGAUAGCAGGCAAGAAGAAGCGGACAUCAUUCAGAGACGAGGUUGCCACACGAACAGUUUACGAUGAGGACACAUUCAGUGAUGACGAUGAGAACGUUUCAGAGAGUGCCAUUGAGGAUGAUGAUGAUUGUUCCUCUGACUGGGAAUCAUCUACCGAUAGCGCACAAUCCAGCUACACUGAAACCGCUAUGUUCCAACGUGUAGAAAGCCGGCCUCAACUUGUCACUCGCCGUUCUCUUCUGUCUACCCUGCUCCAUGAGCCUAAGCGAGCACCCGUGCUGACAAACGGCGGAUCCCGUUCGACACCUGCCAUCCGAUCGCGCAAUACCUCGCCUUCAGGCCCCUCACUCGCCGCUUCACCCCGCAAAGAAUCCUCGCUGAUUUCCAAGGCGGCCGCUGGGGUUAGCCACUCGAAGCCAAUCAUUGUUACUACUAGCAACAUGCAUCCACCUGCACUUUCGCCACGCACGACAAGGCGAAACAUGCUCGCCACCGAGCUGACAGAAUCUCUCCGAAAGCACUUGCUUUGGGAGAGACAGCAGAAGAACACCACUGCUUCGGCCGUCCUAAAAAGGCGUCACACGGCACAUGAUGUUACAAAGCUCAAUGACUACCCCCAGCCUAACUUUAUGUCGGGCAACAAGGGAAACGCAUCCAAGAAUAAUUCUUGGAAUCACUACUUCGAGACACAUGAGUAUCAUGUGGCGGGAUGGUAAUGGGUUGUAAGAUUGGGAAAAGGAAAACAAUUAGAAGGGUUUAGGAGGAAAAAGAACCUUGUACAGGAAAUACCAGCGGUAUAGGAAAAGCUUUUUUUAUUCGACUUUCGGAGUACAUUAUUUUAUAAUUAUCGGUCACAUACCAUCACCCCUUUCAGCACCUCAACAUAUCACGGCUUUAAUGAAUGGAUUUUGCGCUGGGUUGGUUUUAACGGUUGGGGGGGGGGGUCGGGUUUCAGGCAUUUUUUUAAUUUCUUUUAUCUGCGAAUUCCCAUUUGUUUCUUUUGUUCUAUUCCCAACGGUGAAAGGUGGUCUUUAUUUAUCUAUUAUAGUUGCCUUUGCGUUCAUUUUAACGGUGUCAGCCAGUCUUUUUUCUACUUGGGAUAUGCUUUUUGUCUUUUGUUCAUUUCUUGUUUUAUUUACCAAGUGGGGCGUAUUCUGAAUUUGUCUUUUCCGGCAUAUCGGUGUAUUCGGAUUUUUUUGUCUGCCUUUUUCCUCUCUACUUUCAUAUCUUUUAAGGGUGGGUUUAGUUCAUUUUCAUUGGAGUCGGGUCCGCAUCGGGAGUCACGACUUUUGAUCCUUUUUAUUUUAUAUAUAUAUAUUGAAAUUUCUUUUUUUUCAAAGUCUGCCCUUUGCUCAUUCUCAUGUCGAGAUAUGAUAGGGAGAAGGGGGGGAAGGCGAGGAAGUAAAAGCAAAUGUUAUAAAGCAAGGGAAAAGGAAAAGAGCGGGAAUCAAAAUGUACUUUUAUCGUAUCGAAGAAUUAUUCAAGAAAAAAGCCAAAAAAA
Molecule: messenger RNA, 2594 nt
Organism: Tuber melanosporum (Perigord truffle)
Lineage: Eukaryota; Fungi; Ascomycota; Pezizomycetes; Pezizales; Tuberaceae
Exons: 2
Coding region: 211-1809 (532 amino acids)
Biological process (GO): negative regulation of transcription by RNA polymerase II; regulation of nitrogen utilization; mitochondria-nucleus signaling pathway
Cellular component (GO): cytoplasm
Source: RefSeq, a predicted model, not a curated record